Messenger RNA from Mesoplodon densirostris (Blainville's beaked whale), 1260 nucleotides. RefSeq names its product olfactory receptor 51I2-like. Gene Ontology annotation, biological process: G protein-coupled receptor signaling pathway. NCBI's taxonomy places the organism in Eukaryota, Metazoa, Chordata, Mammalia, Artiodactyla, Ziphiidae. The record is from RefSeq and is a predicted model, not a curated record. Gene Ontology annotation, cellular component: membrane. Gene Ontology annotation, molecular function: olfactory receptor activity.
AUGACUGAUUUUAUGCACUACAGGAGGAAGAUCAACAGAAAAGCCAUAGUUUUCAAAGUUGUCCCUGGAAAAUGUGAUUGCAUCCUAGAAGGUGACAAACUAAAGGGGGGUUAUGACCAUUGCUUAUUGCUUGUUCACACAGACCAGGGUCCUGGGAGAGUGUUUGCAUUUUGUUUCCCAAUGACCUGGAAACGCUUCCAGGAGGAGGGCCUCUGGGUGCUUGGGGAGCUGAGUCAACUCGUAGAGGUAGUUGCAGGCAGCCCCUGCCAUGUGAGACCUCCAGGUCUCAGAUUGAAGAGGUCCCCUCUCUCUGAAGAACUCAUCUGUGCCCCAAGGAUACUCCUUUCCCAGUCCUUUGCCAACAUCUCCUUCUUCCAGCCACCUGCUUUCCUAAUGAUUGGCAUAGGGCUGGAGGCCAUUCAUGGCUGGAUCUCCAUCCCCUUCUCCCCCAUGUACACUGCGGCCCUCACUGGAAACUACCUGAUCCUCUUGGCUGUGAGGAGGACCCCCAACCUGCACCAGCCCAUGUACUACUUCCUGUCCAUACUGGUGGUCACCGUUGUGGGCCUCACCUUGUCCACAAUGCCCACCACCCUGGCUGUGCUCUCGUUUGACCAUUAGCUCAUUGGCUUCAGUGCCUGCUUGGUCCAAAUGUUCUUCCUCCACUCUUUCUCCAUGGUGGAGUCCUCAUUGCUCCUGGCCAUGUCAUUUGACCACUUUGUGGCCAUCUCUAACCCCCUGCGCUAUGCAGCUGUCCUCACAAUCAAUGUCAUCAUCAGGAUGGGGCUGGUCAUUGUGACCCGUGCUACCUUGCAAAACUUCUGCCUUGGCAAUAAUGUCUUGUCUCACUCAUUCUUUUUCCAUCCUGAUGUGAUGAGAAGAGCCUGUGCUGACAUCACCAUAAACAUCCUCUAUGGGUUCUAUGUGGUACUGUCCCCAGGGGGCAUAGAUUCUCUGCUCAUUGUCCUGUCCUACACUCUCAUCCUGCCCACGAUCCUGGGGCUGGCCACUCCCAGGGAGCAUCGGGCCCUCAACACCUGUGUCUCCCAUAUCCUGGCUGUCUGUGUCUUCUUUAUUCCAGGUAUCACCAUGUCCAUGAUCCACCAUUUUGGGAGGCACCUUCUCCCCAUUGUACAUGCCUUUGUUGCCUAUGUGUACCUGCUGGUGCCCCCUGUGCUCAACCCCAUCAUCUACAGUGUCAAGUCCAAGUCCAUCAGGGAGGCCAUGCUCAGGGUCCUGAGGGGGAAAUGUCAGAGUUGA